AUGAGGAGGCUCUCUCUGCGCCCUGAAUCCUCGAGGUCCGACAACCCUUCGUCAACGUUGGGGCUGGGAGUCGGAGCCAUCCUGGCGAUGGGGGGGUUGCUCCUCGCCACCCAAGGCCUCCCCGACGACGGAAACCCUGCGGCGAUGGAGGCGGAAGGGGGAAGGGGCGGACGUCAUGGCGGCGACGACUAUCACACCAGCCUUGCCAGUAGGACAGCAAGACGAGCAACCACAUCGACGGAACCAAACGCCACAGGUAGCGCUGCUGCUCCCGAUAGCGAGCAACACUCACCAGAGGAGACGGACGAGAACAGCACCAUCUCGCCGCCACCGGCGGCGCCAGCAGCACCACCGGACCCAGAGCCGGACAGCGGCGGUGGCGGCGGCGGCAGCGGGGGGGGGGCUCCGCCCAACGGCGACGGGGGUGGGGGGGAGGCGGAGGAGUUCCCCGCCGAAGGGAGUUACAGGUUUUACAUCCUAACCCCGGAGGAGGCGGCGGCGGAGGGAACGUCUGCCUUGGACGGUUUCGCGGGGGGGUGGGACGGCUACGAGGACGACGAAGACGACGACGAAGACGACGACAGAGGCGGCCGUCGGUUGAAGGAGCGGUACCACUUCGUGGUGAUCGGUGGCGGCACCACGGCGGACGCGGCGAUGGAGUCUAUAUUGAGGAUGCGGCCGGAGGCGGAGAUCCUGUGCCUCAGCGACGAAACGCCGUGCCCUGCGGACGACAGCGACACGCACACCGGUUCCUACGAGGCAGACUUUCGACUCCUCAAGACGGACCUAGUGGCGUCCUUCAACCAGUGGCGAAGACACCUCGCCUUCCGAAAAGAGGGUUUUGCUAACGGCGGCGGCGGCGGCGGCGGCGGCGGGACCACCACCGGGGACAGCAGGGGGGCGGACGGCGGGGAGGGGAGGUGGGCCUACGGGCUGUCCAAGGGCAAGGAGAUACGGUAUCACACCUACGAGCCGCACGAUCUGAUCAUCGAACCCGAACGGCGAUGCGUGCGACUGUUGCUGGACGGGACGGAGGUGUACUACGACAAGUGCCUCAUCGCCAACGCAGGGAAACCGCGGGAUUUCGCUCUCGGCGGCGGCGGCGGCGGCGGCGGCGGCGGCGACGACGGCGACGGCACGAGCGAGGAGGAACACGCACCGCGAGGCAGCGGCAGAAGGCUCCGGCGGAGGGAACGGGCGAAAAAGGCCGGAGAUAACGGGGGGAGGCGGGGGCGGUCGGACAAGCCGCUGGGGAUCCCUGAGAGGGAGGCCGUCGGCGGUGGGGGUAGCGGCAGCGGCGGCGGAAGCUGGCGGAGCAGGAUUAACAAGCUGACGUGCCUUCGAGACUUCGUGUCUCUGGAGCUCCUCGCGAACGACCCGUCCGUCAAGCACGUUUCUGUCCUCGGGGGAGGGUUUCUAGGGUGCCAGGUGGCGUUGGCGCUGGCGGAGCGAGGCCGGGCGACGGGGGUGGCCAUCUCCCAGGUCUAUUCAGAGAGAAAUCCCAUGGGGCACGUGCUGCCCGACUACCUGGCCGAACACCUGCGGGGGGAGCUCGCCAAGGCCGGGGUAGCUGCCGUGGCCGACACUCGUCUAGCAGACUUGAGGUACAACUCGAAAACAAAACGCUUGGAAGAACAAGAACGAGAAGGCGCGAAGCACGUCGUAGGCGGAGACGACGGGAAGGUGGGCCUGGAAACGGACUACGUCGUGGUGGCUUCCACUGACGUGGACCCUGGUGUCGAAGUGGCCAGCGACAGCGGUCUCGAGAUCGACGAGAGAAAUGGCGGGAUCGUGGUGAACGGGUUGUUCGAGGCCGUCAACGGGGUCUACGCGGCCGGUGGUGCGGCGUCGUUCUUCGACCCCAACCUGGGGAGGGGGAAGGGGAGGCGGCGCAUCGCGAGCCACGACCAUUGCGUCAACUCGGGGCUCUACGCGGGGUACAACAUGGCCGCGACCCUAACGGCUGCCGAGAACGACCACGAGCCCGCGGGUUCGUCGACGCCGUCAGCGUCGCCGUCGGCAUCGCCACGGAGAAAGGGGCCUCCCCCCGCCCCGCACCCUCGUUUCUACGACCACGUUCCGUUCUGGCGGUCUAACUUGGCGGCAUGCGGCGUCGUCAUGGAGGGGUUAGGGGACGUAGAUCCGAGCUUGCGAACGAUGGGCGUGUGGUUGGACUACGGGGAGGACAAUCGGAAAGCCAGCUACAGAAGGGGGGUCGUCUACUACAUGCGGGAUGACAAGGGUCGAAAGGUCCCCAGGAACAUGGCUCUUCAGUUUACUAUUUAUGGUACAGAGCUUGGGGCGAUUCUUAAAACACACCGUGUUCUAUAUCUGCUGGCCUGA
Ectocarpus siliculosus is the source of this 2343-nucleotide messenger RNA. The record is from the annotation of a GenBank genome assembly. NCBI's taxonomy places the organism in Eukaryota, Phaeophyceae, Ectocarpales, Ectocarpaceae.